AUGUAUACACAGCAGGUACAAACUCGGUUCCCGUCUUGUCGUUUCCCCAAUCUCCCUUUUCUUCUUCUUUUCUUCUUCUCACUAUUAACUUUACUCUCUGUAUCUACACGCAUCCCAGGAGCAGCAGCAGGAGCUCCAUCACCGCCCCCAACCGCAGAGGAACGUAUUGACAACUACCGCCGCCGCGUGGGUCGUGCCUUCAUGCAGGAACAAUCACGCAAAGCGAACACCAUCACACUUCCCUCUGGACUCGUGGUGGAGCGUCUCACUGUUGGCACCGGCACUCGCGCCCCUGCGAUAAAUGAUAACUGCGAAGUGCACUACACCGGCACUCUGCGUGAUGGAUCCGUGUUUGACAGUUCACGUGAUCGGGGCACACCCAGUAAUUUUCGCCCAAGUGAUGUUAUUAAGGGAUGGACGGAGGCUCUUAUGUUAAUGCGAGAAGGCGAUCGCUGGCGUAUUUACGUUCCGCAUGAACUUGGGUAUGGUGCUAGAGGCGCUGGGAGAAAGAUACCGCCCUACACACCGCUGGUGUUUGAUAUGGAGUUGUUGAAGAUUGAGGGCGGCGGGACUGGGCGUACAGUGGCGGAGAUUGAUGCCGUCCUGCAAGCCGCAACGGAGGAUAAGGGAGAUAUGUAA
Molecule: messenger RNA, 639 nt
Organism: Trypanosoma theileri
Lineage: Eukaryota; Euglenozoa; Kinetoplastea; Trypanosomatida; Trypanosomatidae
Product: macrophage infectivity potentiator
Exons: 1
Coding region: 1-639 (212 amino acids)
Biological process (GO): protein refolding
Molecular function (GO): peptidyl-prolyl cis-trans isomerase activity
Source: RefSeq, a predicted model, not a curated record